AUGUCAGACACAGUUGUGGACACCAGCUCCAAGAUCACCAACAAGGAUUUGAAGGAGAAGAAGGAAGUGGUGGAGGAGGCAGAGAAUAGAAGAGAAGCUCCUGCCAAAGGGAAUGCUAGUGAGGAAAAUAGGGAACAAGAGGCUGACAAUGAGGUAGAUGAAGAAGAAGAAGGUGGGGAGGAGGAGGAGGAGGAAGGUGAUGGUGAAGAAGAGGAUGGAGGUGAAGAUGAGGAGGUGGAGGCAGCUAUGGGCAAGUGGGCAGCUGAAGAUGAUAAGGAUGAUGAUGUUGAUACCAAGAAGCAGAAGACCAAUGAGAAUGACUAG
This is a messenger RNA of Jaculus jaculus (lesser Egyptian jerboa), 324 nucleotides long. Its product is annotated as prothymosin alpha-like. Lineage: Eukaryota; Metazoa; Chordata; Mammalia; Rodentia; Dipodidae. Gene Ontology annotation, biological process: negative regulation of apoptotic process; positive regulation of transcription by RNA polymerase II. The coding region runs from base 1 to 324 and encodes 107 amino acids. Gene Ontology annotation, molecular function: histone binding. The transcript has a single exon. Gene Ontology annotation, cellular component: nucleus. The record is from RefSeq and is a predicted model, not a curated record.